Molecule: messenger RNA, 4100 nt
Organism: Cephus cinctus (wheat stem sawfly)
Lineage: Eukaryota; Metazoa; Arthropoda; Insecta; Hymenoptera; Cephidae
Exons: 12
Coding region: 638-2503 (621 amino acids)
Source: RefSeq, a predicted model, not a curated record
UAUAUAUACACACAUAUAUAUAUAUAUAUAUAUAUAGAGAGAGAGAGAGAGAGAGAGAAAAGGAAGGGUACUAUCGCUGGCUUCGUAAUAACCAAAACUUGGCACUCUGUUUUGACUCCGGCGCUACUCACUGUCUACUACGGCACUCGAGAAGACAGUAUAUUAUUCUCGUGGAAAAGUGCGGAACGCUUCACGGUAUACUCUUUUACUCUUGUGGCGGCAACGUUAUUUGUACCCAGGAACAACUUCGUAUUACGUGACAGACUCGUAAAUCUCGUUGAAAAUUGCCAUCUGUCUAUUUAUUUCGAUUUCUAUUGGUUGUCGAGCAAGUCGCGAAUAUUCCUCUUGAGAAAAGUGAAAGAGUUCCUAUGAAGAGCAGUGUGUAGUUAUUGGAUCUAAAUUUUGACAGACAAAUACCCUAGAUUAAAUGUGGACUAGACUUGACUAUUGCAAGGUUCCAGUUGUGCCAACUUAGGACUCUAAUUCAAAAGAAGAUCUAACAUCUUGUUGUUCCUGUCAUUCGAGUUAAAUCGGUACUUUGGUGGCACGUGUUAAAAAAAAAUAAAAGUUUCAAGUCAGUGCAAAUAAGUGAUAAAAGAAAAAUUCCUAGUGACUUGUGGACAUUACAAAGAACAAGAUGACCCUGUUAUUGUUUCUCUUCAUGGCAAUGGUCUGCGCACAAAAAGCCUCCGUCGUGACGACCGACGUCUUUCAGGAUUACGAACCGCAGCUCAAAGUCGGCUGUUACUUCUCGGCCGAAUUCCAGGGUGAAUUCGUGAUGCAGGUCAGCGGCAAGAGUCCCAGGGGUUCCAUGAGCAGGGGCGGACCCAUUCAGUAUUCUACUGUCAACAUCACAUUCGAUUCGAUACCUGUCUGGGGUUACUGUCAUCAAAGAGUCGGUGAUAGAGUACUGCUCAUUGACAGGUACGGAGACGGAGACUGUAUAAGGUGUUUCCGACUCCUGAGAAGAUCCCGUAACGUGAUCGAGGUCUUCUCCGAGAAUCUGAACAGGUGUUACACAUCGGAAUCCGGAGCUCUUGCCUCCUGCGAAACUCUCAACUCCACAGCUAUUUUGUACCGUACCAGGGAGAUUGGCGGAAUUGACAUCAGGAAUGAAUAUUGUCCAAUAGCUGGACAUUAUCACUUCACCUAUAACAUUAAUGACGGAUCCGAAACGAAUAUUGAGUGCAAUACAUUUUCCUCGGAUCUUGGAAAUUGUCCAGACGGUUCUGUCUUCCAUUUGAAAUUUAAAAGAUGCUCUUUCGAGGAUCACGGUAGGACACAUUCGGCGAAUCGAGGCGAGAAAUCUUCGUUAAAGAACAUCACAUUUAAUUGUUUGGGAAGCUGGGAUGGCGGUCCAGAUGGCUCGAGAUAUAUUGCUCUUCUGGAUACAAGAGAGGGUGCCGAACGUAGACCACAGUAUCGUUGCGGACUGUACCACGUGGAUAGCAAAAGAGGAAAAACAUACUUGGCCUUUAGCAGCGAUUCCAGUUGUACUCAGAACUUGGAAAAUUCUACCAGUGGCUAUGAAACUUUGGUACUGAGUAAAGCAACCAAUCAGAAAAAGGUGCCAGAGUAUGUGAAAAGUCAUCUGGCGACAUUUCCAAAAUGGGCACAAGGCGAAUGGGAGGAAUCAUUGAUCGUUAACGGUACAAUGACGUUUACCGAUCUCAAUGGUUACAAGAGCUACACUUUUGUCACUGUGGACUCCAACGAUGAAACCGGACAUUACGUCGUAUAUUCGAAAGAUCAAUGCGAAGAGGAAGCGUACGUCUGUCUGAUAAUGCGACAAAGAAGCGAAAACGUAUUGGAAUUUACUACAGGAGGUGUAUCCAGUCCAAUUUAUCAAAGUUACCUGUGCGAUGAUCCUAAUCUGGACAAGUCAGCAUGGAUGACCCAAGCAAGAAUUGAACGAGUCGUAGAAUCUCCAUGUCCAAUCACUGGGGAAUAUACGGGAAUGAUAACAGAUCUUUCUGGAAUGUGUGCUGAGUUAAGUAGCAAUUGCAACACACGUGAGAUCAUGUACUACAAGGUCAGCGAUUGCGAAUCCGGUGAAUUAUUCGAAGAACGUACGUAUCUCUGCCUAGGACAAUGGGAAGAGAAGGGUGUUAUGUAUACGUAUACCAUGAGGAACGAUACCAGCACCAAUGAGUGUUUCGUUGGAUUGAUCGUGAACGACGAAGAGAUCUACAUAAAGGAAGCUGGAGAUCAUUGUAUCAGGAAUAUAGAUCCAAAACAGCAGGGAAUGCGUCUUUAUAAGAAGGGACAGUGUUAUGGAAAUUCACCUAGUCCAGCUCCUACGCCGAUGAAGCCGAUCGCUCACGAUCCGAUAAUGCGGAUCACCACGACUCAUCAAUCCAGAGUGCCAGCAGGUACCACAAAAGCACCACCAAGUUCAGUUCCUUCGUCGGCGACAUCAACUAUCUCCGGGAUCACGAUAUGGUCCUUGUGCCUGACGAUGCUCUUCGUUCUUGCCAAAAAUACUUCAUACGAGUUUGAGUAACGACAUGGCUCCCAGGGAGUCAAUCGAUUUUAGGUUAGACAAUUGAUAUUCCUAUUUUCGUAUUAACGACGGGCAAAGGCGCCUCAUCGUCGGCGUUCUGGUCGAAUCUUAGAUAGACACAGAGUAUUUAAAUGACUAAUCAGUAGGUUAGAAAGCAUUGUAGAAAAAGAUUAUAGAAACGUUAUAUCAUGUUUUAUACUGCGACAUAUUACGAUAAGGCAUUCGAAUUUUUUAUCGUCAUGCAUCCCUUUCAUCCCCUUGAUAAACAAGUCAAUUCUUAUCAAAACGGAAAGUCGGAGUAUCCCGAAUCGGAUUGAUAAUUUGGAUACACUGUGUGUAUUUGAAUAUUAAUUGUAAUUAUUAUCCGACGCCGUAACGGCGCCCUCUACUCCUUAACGAUGCUCAACGAAAUGCAUGAAUAUUUAUUUAUUUAGAGAAUACAAAUGUUUAUGCCACCAGGCACCAGUCUUGGCAAUUAACGUUGCGCUGAAGAUCUUUCCCAAGAAUCUUUCUUUUUUUUUUUACGGUCAAAUGCCGAUACCAUCGUUAUCGCUAAUAACGAUAUUGAUGAAAUGGAUGUACAGAUCUUAGGAGAAAAGUAUAUAUUGCGGUAGCCGGUGAGAUACGAAAGAAACGAAGAAUAAGAAAGGUCAUGAGUUAUAAGAGAAACUUUUUCUUUUCUUCAGAUAUAACGUACACGCGCGCGGGCGCACACACAUCAUACUAAUCCGAUAAUUAAUAAUAAAUUGCCUUAGCUUCGAUAACAACGCGAGGACUCAACUUGCUACUGCGUUCUCAGAGUCAACUGUAAAUAUAUUAGAGAAAAGAAAAAAAGAAUUUGUUAUUCUAUUUAUUAGUGUAUAGAAACGAGUAGUCUUAGUAAGAGAGCCUUUUUGAAACUUAGGGAGGCUUGUCAAGGUGCAUUCAUAAUUUUUCUUUUUUUCUUUGUCAUCAUGGAUACCGAUUACAAUGGAGAUAAUGUAUUUAAGAGAGUCGCGUUAUAUUUGAUAGCAGAGUGUUUAAACAGUCUUGUUAAUAUAUAAUUAGAGAUGUCAAUGUGUCAUAUCAUUGUUUUUUAUCAAAACCGCGCCACUUGACAGGUCAAGGCUUUGACGAAUUUUAUUAAAUUUUUCAUUAGAGUUAAGAAAGAGAUAAAAAUAAAAAUGUCACUCCUACUGUUUAAUGAUACACUUUCAAUCGUUCUGUUUCUACUGAGCGACUGGUUUAACGUUGCUCUUUGUUGGAUCAGGAUAGAAUUUGGGAUUUAGAACGAUUUUGAAAAUUGUCCAAUUGUCAUUUGAGAAUUUGGAGUGUCACGCGAUGAAUGAAUUUUCAUGGUUUUUUUUGUUUUCUCUUUGGAAGUAUGCGAUAUCGUCUUUAUCAGAUGUGUACAUAACAUACGUCCGUACAGUGGUUAUUUAAAAUAAUUACAGUCGGACAUAUUUUUGUAAAGAACAAAGUACUUUGAGACAUCGAUUUACAACGUACUUAAUUUAGAAGUAUCCUCUUUUUAAUACAGCAAUUUAUUUGUAUCUUAUUACUAAUAUGGAAUUUUAUACUAUUGACUGUAUUGCCAAAUAAUAAUGACUUAAACACG